Hypomesus transpacificus is the source of this 808-nucleotide messenger RNA. RefSeq names its product zinc finger protein 414 (gene znf414). NCBI's taxonomy places the organism in Eukaryota, Metazoa, Chordata, Actinopteri, Osmeriformes, Osmeridae. The record is from RefSeq and is a predicted model, not a curated record. The transcript has 5 exons. The coding region runs from base 83 to 808 and encodes 241 amino acids.
CUGGUAUCUUUUCCAAAAUGUCUUAUGCAAACGCAAGUGAACCGACCCAAGCCCACCAGUCACCUUGUCACGAAAAUGAAAAAUGUCCAGGCGAGUGUACACGGAUACAGACUCGCUGAGCAACCAUGUCCAGGACCACCACAUCCAUAGCCAGUCUCUUCCUGGCAAAACAUUUCACUGUUCUUCCCUUGGUUGCAAUGGCUCCUUUUCCAGCAUGCAAGACUUAAUGAAGCACACGAGGCACCACCAUAAACCAAACAUUUACUUUCAGUGUGAGAGUUGUCGUUCCAAGCUACGCACCUACCCAGCUCUCUUGAAACACCUCCACACCUGUUCUAAGGUGGCCAAAGGAAAGAUAGGGAAGACUGCUGAACAGUCCAGCCAUGACCAGUUACUUGGCCCUAACACUCCCUCUGACAUUCUCCCCAGCCCUAACCCAAACCCUACUACAUCUCCCAUGGCCACGGACUCCUCUAACGCUCACCAACAACGGGAGUCAGGUACAGCUCCACACCUGCUACCCUCCCAACUGCAACUCCCCAAAACGUGCUCUCUUCUGGGACCAUCUUCCACAUGUUUCCCACGUGCUGAUUCCCAGUCGCGGGCUCAGUCCCAGUGUCAACCUCAGGCCCAGAGCCAAGUCCAGGACCAGACACGCAAGACAGACAACCCAGAGCAGCCAGAGGACCAGGCUCCUCCUCCGAUACUGGUGCGGCCGGCCAUACAUCACCCUCCAGGAGCUGCACAGACUAAUGGGCUGAGAGCUGCCAGUCGUCUCCCUUCCGGCCUCACUCAGAGACGGAUCUAA